Messenger RNA from Gigantopelta aegis, 2958 nucleotides. RefSeq lists its product as uncharacterized. The transcript is spliced from 24 exons. Lineage: Eukaryota; Metazoa; Mollusca; Gastropoda; Neomphalida; Peltospiridae. Gene Ontology annotation, biological process: protein dephosphorylation. Gene Ontology annotation, molecular function: scavenger receptor activity; protein tyrosine phosphatase activity. Bases 1 to 2958 code for a protein of 985 amino acids. The record is from RefSeq and is a predicted model, not a curated record.
AUGCGUAACAACAAGGCCGCCAACAUUCAGGGACGUUAUACAUGUCACUGCGCUGAAGGGUGUACCCAGAAAAAUAUCAACGAAUACCAAUGUACGUCAUGUGAAAAAGGAUUCGAUGGACCAUACUGUCAAAGGGAAAACGUGGCUCUGAACAGAACAUCUUAUCAGUCUCAAACGUGUCCUGGUUUUGAAGUGUGUUCAGAUUACUGGUAUGGUGACGACUGUGACAAAACGUGUAACUGUAAAACUCAGACUGAAGUGUGUGACAAGAGAACGGGAUUAUGUCAGUCUGGAUGUCCAGUCGGGUGGACUGGUACAGCUUGUGACAUGUGUUCAGAUUACUGGUAUGGUGACAACUGUGACAAAACCUGUAACUGUAAAAUUCAGAAUGAAGUGUGUGACAAGAGAACGGGAUCUUGUAUAUCAGGAUGUAAAGCCGGGUGGACUGGUACAGCUUGUGACACCUGUGUCAUUGGAAAGUGGGGUCCGUCGUGCGCUAACACAUGUGGUCACUGUGUAGGAUCAGCGUGUGACAGACAGACUGGAAGUUGUCAGUGCCAGCCUGGAUGGGCUACCUCAACGUGUACAUCCUGUGUCAAUGGAAAGUGGGGUCCGUCGUGCGCUAACACAUGCGGUCAUUGUGUAGGAUCAGCGUGUGACAGACAGACUGGAAGUUCCUGCGUCAAUGGAAAGUGGGGUCCGUCGUGCGCUAACACAUGUGGUCAUUGUCCUGUGUUGAUGGAAAAUGGGGUUCGACUUGCAGUUUCAACUGUGGUCAUUGUGUUGGAUCUUCCUGUAACAACGAUGGAAGUUGUUCGUCUUGUGCAGAUGGCUUUUGGGGUCAGUCUUGUACUAACAGAUGUGGUCACUGUAGUGGAUCUCCAUGUGACAAAGCAAAUGGACGCUGUACGUGCCACUCUGGAUGGGCUCCUCCGAGAUGUACAGUCCAAACAUUCAGUACUGUGUGUACUCUCCACGUGCUCGGAUGACCGCCUCAAGCCUGCUCCUCACCCUCCCAGUCAAGUGUCGGAUCUUCUGACGAGGCAGCAACAGCCACUCCCGAUGCAAAGCAACUUCCAAUUCUCUCAGAUUCUGUACAGGGGGGUCCAGUUUCUGUAUUCGACGGCCAAGAAUGUCCCAAAUGUGCUCCAGGGGAUUCAGAUCGGGGCUCAUGGCGGGCCAAGGCAAAGUCGUCACAGCGUUGUUCUGGAGAUGCGCCGUCACAGCCCGGGAACGGUGAGGCCUGGCGUUGUCAUCCAUGUACUGAGGCCUUGUAGCGAGUGGGUGGUUGUCGAAAUGUGGCACCACAACUGGUUCCAGGACCUGACGGAUGCACUGGUCACCUGUCAAAUUGCCCUGAAUGGUGACCAGGUCCAGCUUGCAGUCAUGGGAGAUGCACCCCCAAAUCAUUACCGAGCCUCCUCCAGAGCUGGCGAUUGGGCAGCCAGUCACGUUUCAGCGCCGUGCUUGUUGCAAACUGUAGACGCCGUGCCAGCCGCCUCAGUGCUACGUCUUCACGGUUUGAUGUCACACGAGGUCUACCUGACCGUGGCAAAUCCUUCACAGACCUGUGUCGAUGGACUAUGGGGUCAGGCUUGCAGUAACCACUGUGGUAAUUGUAAAGAAUCUUUCUGUGACAAACAGACUGGGAGCUGUCAGUGUCAGACUGGGUGGGCUCCUCCGUAUUGUACAGUUUGUGCUGCUGAAUAUUGGGGUCAAUAUUGCAAUAAAACAUGUGGCCAUUGCAAAGCAGAACGUGUUUGUAACAAACAGGAUGCAAGUUGUGAGUGUCAAUCUGGAUGGGCGCCGCCACAAUGUACAUCUUGUGUCAAUGGAUUAUGGGGUCCCUCUUGUCAGAAACAUUGUGGACACUGUAGUGAAUCUUCAUGUAACAACCAGGACGGAAGUUGUCUGUGUCAAACAGGAUGGGCUCAACCGACAUGCACAGCGUGUCUUCAAGGUCGAUAUGGAGUCAACUGUAGUGAAUCGUGUGGUCACUGUAUAAAUGGUAACGCAGCAUGUAACAACAUUAGUGGACAGUGUGCUGCUGGAUGUAGUGCUGGGUGGAUAGGCGAUACGUGUCACAGAGAAUGCUCAGACGGUUAUUAUGGCAUCAAAUGCAAUAAUACAUGUGGUCAGUGUAUACAUGGUAACAAAACAUGUGACAAAGAGAGUGGACAUUGUCCUGGUGGUUGUGAUGCCGGAUGGACAGAUGAAACAUGUAAAACAGAAUGCCAACUGGGCAGAUAUGGUAACGACUGCAAAGAAAAAUGUGAUAACUGCAAAGUUUCAAACUGCAGUGGUAUUAAUGGCACUUGUCUUGAUGGGUGUAUUGGCGGAUAUACGAGACCUGAUUUUGGAUGUAAAGAGAAACUUGUUGCAGGAGGUAACAAAGUAGGCGUUGCCGCUGGUGGAGCAGCAGCUGCAGUAGCUUUUGUUGUUGUGAUUGUAGUCGUAGUGGUCUUCUGGAAAAGACGACAAAGGAAUGCAAACACAGAUAAAGAAGACUUCAGUGAUUUAAAAUGUACAUCGCCUCCUCCAGAUGAAGGUAUAGAUAAUGACGAUGAGUGUGAAAUCGAUGAAGAAUUACAUAAACGGUGCUACAAUCCCAAGACGGAAGACGAUAACGUGUAUGCAAAUGUAGGACAAACCCAGAUCGAAGUGGCUAACUUGCAUUCAUUUAUCAAGGGCAAAACAGAAGGUGAUUUUCAGGAAGAGUAUGAGUUGCUGCCAUCUGGUUUAGAAGCCAGUCACAAUGUUGGAAAGAAACCCUGUAACAAAAUCAAGAACCGGUUUGUGGCCAUAUUUCCUUACGACCAUUCUCGAGUACAUCUUGAAAAAUCGUCUGAAGAAGGAUCAUCUGAUUAUAUCAAUGCCAACUACAUUGGUGGAUACAAGAAGAAAAAGGCAUAUAUUGCAACACAGGGUAAGACGUCAAUUGAAUAUAUUGAAAGUUAA